This is a messenger RNA of Plenodomus lingam JN3, 174 nucleotides long. NCBI's taxonomy places the organism in Eukaryota, Fungi, Ascomycota, Dothideomycetes, Pleosporales, Leptosphaeriaceae. The record is from RefSeq and is a predicted model, not a curated record.
AUGGUGAAUAAUAGAAAUCCAUGGCCUAUGAGUCGCCCGCGCGGUUCGGUAUGGCGCGAUAUGCGCAAAAGCAGGAAACCCAGCCCAUCGACAGAACUAGGUUCGCCGCACCCCGCACAUGUCGUGCAGUUGCUGUGUGACACCGUGGCUGGGUCGACGCAGGUAAGUGGGUAA